UAAAUAUACUUAAAUUUUCCUUUACAGAAUGAUUUUAUGAUCUUUACUGGGAAUCGUUCCAGUCAAUAUUGUAGUUGGAAAAGGUUGGGUGGAGUUGUAGGGUUGUAUCUGGCCAACUUCCAUGAGUCAUUCCAUAUAAAUAUUUUCAGAAAUGGGAUGUGUGCAGUAUCUACCGGACUGAAUAUCAGAUUUGUUCUUCCAAGCCACUCUGGGGUUCAGGCCCAGAAAAUGGAGAAGAUGCAUGUUGUUAUAUUAAUCCUUGCAAGUGCUUCUGGAAUCCUCACUCAGAAAACUCAGAAGAAUAUGGAUGGCAAGGUGUUUCUCUUCCCUAAAGAGACCAGUACAUCUUAUGUGCGUCUGCACCCAAUGAAGAACGGGCCUCUUGCCAACCUCACAGUUUGUCUCAAGUCCCACACAGAUCUGGCACGGACUUAUACUCUAUUUUCUUUGGCAACAGCAACCAAAGACAAUGACUUCCUCAUGUAUCAUUAUCCCAAUAAGUUUUCCAUAAAUGUAGGCAACCAACAAGUGAAUUUCAAUAUACCAAGCACUGUUGAACUGAGGAGCAUCUGUGUGAGCUGGGGGUCAGUGACUGGAGAAGUGGUUGUGUGGGUCAAUGGCAAUCCAUAUCCAAGACUGAUAUUGAUGAAAGGGUAUAACGUCAAUGCCAACCCCAUCAUUAUCAUUGGACAGGAUCAGGAUAAUUAUGGGGGUGGGUUUAAUGCUGCUCAGUCUUUUGUUGGAGAGAUAAGUGAUGUUCACAUGUGGGAUCGAGUCCUGAGUUCUCGGGAACUUAUGGAUGUUCUUUAUAAUAGGGACCUGUCUGGCAAUGUAAUUAAUUGGUAUAAUUUAACCUAUGAAAUGAAAGGUGAUGUCUUUAUACUUCCCCAACUAUGUAAAAUAAAUUACAGACCUGAUUGUUAUAAUACUGCCACAUAAGGACUUUGUACAGAAAACGUUUUCAAGCCAAAAUCCACCCUGUGCAGUAACAUGUGGGGAGAAGGAAAGUAAAUGGCGGAAAGCAAAUGAGGUACCACCAAACACCGGCUUUUCUACACCGGCUGAGGAUCUGCCACAUGCUUCUUAGCCUUACAAAUUCAAUAAUACAGCCUUGAUCCUAUGGGGCAAAUUCACUAAGCGUCAAUUCUCUAGCGUUGGUCAUUUUCGUUACUUCGCAAAUUCACUAA
This is a messenger RNA of Xenopus laevis (African clawed frog), 1187 nucleotides long. Its product is annotated as mucosal pentraxin. NCBI's taxonomy places the organism in Eukaryota, Metazoa, Chordata, Amphibia, Anura, Pipidae. Bases 37 to 939 code for a protein of 300 amino acids. The record is from RefSeq and is a predicted model, not a curated record. The transcript is spliced from 3 exons.